Messenger RNA from Fraxinus pennsylvanica, 1191 nucleotides. Lineage: Eukaryota; Viridiplantae; Streptophyta; Magnoliopsida; Lamiales; Oleaceae. The record is from the annotation of a GenBank genome assembly.
AUGAAGAAGAAUUCUGCUUCAUUAAGGAAUUCGGGUGCAUAUACCAGCCCGGGAACGCCGGAGUAUGGCGAUAACAAUGUUGGAGGAAUUCCAAAGGGUUGGAGUUCCGAGCGAGUUCCGAUCCCUACGAAUAGUAGCCGGAGGCAUAUUAAUGCUGCUGCAUUUAUGCCAUUUAAUGGUGGAAGGACCCUGCCUUCAAAAUGGGACGACGCUGAGAGAUGGAUUACGAGCCCAGUUUCAUGGUAUGGUGCUGGUAAGUCAUCGAUUGUGCAACCUCAGAGGCGGCCAAUGUCGAAGAGUGGACCAUUGGGGGCUCCGGGACUUGUGUAUAUAUCCAAUUAUUCACCUACUGUGCCGAUGCUCGAAGAUGGGAGUGUGAGAAAUUUCGUGGCCAAUUCACCACUUACGACCGGAGUCUUGGUGCCCGAUGGAUUAUCCAUUCAUUAUGGCGCUGGCAUUUCUGCAAAAUCAAACUCUCUUUAUCCGGAGGAUAGUAUGGCUCGAUCAACUAGCGUGCCUGGCAUGUCGGAUAUGCUAAGUGAAUCUCCAGUGCCGAGUUCUCAAGAUGAUAAACCUGAUAGAACCAAGAAGGAUGAAGUUACAGUUUCAUGGGAUAUUUCAAGUAGGGAUAUGGCAACUCAGAUGAGCCCGGACUGCAGCACUCAUUCAUCUUCCAAUGGAAGGUUAUCAUUCUCCGGUCUCCCUAUUUCAAUCCCGAGUUCAGUGGAGCCACAUGGCAAUCAUUUGGCCAAAGAUGAAGUCAGGGACGUCCAGGUAGAUAAAGGUGUCACUGUAGCCAGGCAGUCCAAGAAACAUGGAUCGAGAAAGAUGAGAGAUUUGCCAAACGCUGCAGAUUUACCUUCACAGUUGGAUGUUGCAGAGGCAUCAAAUAGCAUGUCAAGGCUGCAAAGAGAGGAAGCCAAGAUCACUGCUUGGGAGAACUUGCAGAAGGCAAAAGCUGAGGCAGCAAUGCGAAAACUCGAGGUGAAACUUGAAAAGAAGAGAUCGGCAUCCAUGGACAAAAUCUUGAACAAGCUUAAAACUGCUCAGAUGAAAGCGCAAUUCAUGAGAAACUCGUUGUCCAAAAACCAUGCUCGGCAAGCUCCAAGAGCUUCUAACAGACGGUUUCUCUUCUGUACAUAUGUCAGGAUGGGUUCUCUCAGCAAUUGCUUUUGCUGCCAUAGAAACUAG